GCGAAGGAUCCGUCGAUUCCAAGCAGUUUGGUCUGCGUAUACUUCAUCGACCUUUCGAAUCCAAAUCAAUCUUUCAGUUUCUCGCGCUUUUUCUUUCGCUCUGUUCGGAAAGCCAUGGACGCGUUCUCAUCCUUCUUCGGUUCUCAGUCGUCUACACGAAACCGCUGGGGCUACGAUUCGCUAAAGAGUUUUGGUCAGAUCUCCCCGAUCGUCCAGGCUCACCUCAAACAGGUCUACCUGUCUUUAUGCUGUGCUUUGAUUGCUUCGGCUGCGGGGGCUUACCUGCAUCUUCUCUGGAACAUUGGUGGCCUUCUUACCACGUUUGCAUGCAUGGGAAGCAUGAUUUGGCUACUCUCCACCCCUCAUCAUCAAGAGCAAAAAAGGGUUGCUCUGUUGAUGGCGACUGCUCUCUUUGAGGGGGCUUCAGUUGGUCCUCUAAUUGACUUAGCGAUUGAGAUUGACCCAAGUAUUUUGGUUAGCGCCUUUGUGGGGACGGCAGUGGCCUUCGGCUGUUUCUCCUUAGCAGCCAUGUUGGCACGGCGUAGAGAGUAUCUAUACCUUGGUGGUUUGCUUUCUUCUGGCCUCAGCAUUCUGUUGUGGCUGCACUUUGCUUCUGCAAUCUUUGGAGGUUCUGCAGCCAUCUUCAAGUUUGAGCUGUAUUUUGGACUUCUGGUGUUUGUAGGCUUCACAGUUGUGGACACUCAGGAUAUAAUUGAGAAGGCACAUCGUGGUGACUUGGACUAUGUGAAUCAUGCACUACUACUUUUCACUGAUUUUGUUGCCGUCUUUGUCCGAAUUCUCACUAUUAUGCUGAAGAAUUCCGUUGAUAAGAGUGAGAAGAAGAAGAAAAGGAGGGAUUGAAUAUUU
This is a messenger RNA of Juglans microcarpa x Juglans regia, 867 nucleotides long. RefSeq names its product bax inhibitor 1-like. NCBI's taxonomy places the organism in Eukaryota, Viridiplantae, Streptophyta, Magnoliopsida, Fagales, Juglandaceae. The record is from RefSeq and is a predicted model, not a curated record. The transcript is spliced from 6 exons. Bases 115 to 861 code for a protein of 248 amino acids. Gene Ontology annotation, cellular component: membrane.